AUGUACGAGUGUAGUGUAUGCAAGUACAAGAGUAACAACAAGGGUACCCUGAAGAAUCACUAUAUCCGACUACACACGAGCAAUUACGAUUAUGCGUGCGAAAUUUGUGGAAAGCAAUUCAAGAUCAAGAAAGCCUUGAAUCACCACGUGAAGCAGAAUCACAGCGAAGCACCGCCAAUCGUGUGUGAUGUCUGCGGCCAUUUCAGCAAGAAUCUACACGCUCUUAAAGCCCAUAUGAAGUACAGACACUAUAAACCGGAAUUUGUUUGCCGGAUAUGUCGACGAGGCAUGACUACACAGGAGAACUUGGAGCAGCAUCUCAUGUGGCAUGAAACCAGGGAGAAGGUGCUUUGUCCGACUUGUGGUAAAAGAUUCCGAGGACGCGAUCUUGAUUCACACAUGAGGGUGCAUACCGGAGUAAAGCCUUUUCCCUGUCCCGUCUGUGGAAAGACGUUUCGACGACAAACAGCACAAGAGCAACAUGUGUUGAUCCACACUGGGAAGAGACCCUACAUUUGCGAUAUUUGCGGCCAAGCGUUUGCCCAAAAGCCCGGUCUCAUCUGUCACAGGAAGAGACAUCCUGGUCCACUGCCCCCGUUGCCUGUAGUCUCCAUUAAGAACAUUGUUACGGAGUUUACAAAAGAAUACACACGAAAAAACACAGUCAUAAAGAUAGAAUAA
Messenger RNA from Camponotus floridanus (Florida carpenter ant), 681 nucleotides. Its product is annotated as gastrula zinc finger protein XlCGF57.1-like. Gene Ontology annotation, molecular function: RNA polymerase II cis-regulatory region sequence-specific DNA binding; DNA-binding transcription factor activity. The transcript has a single exon. The record is from RefSeq and is a predicted model, not a curated record. Gene Ontology annotation, biological process: regulation of transcription by RNA polymerase II. Bases 1 to 681 code for a protein of 226 amino acids. Lineage: Eukaryota; Metazoa; Arthropoda; Insecta; Hymenoptera; Formicidae.